Messenger RNA from Aspergillus sclerotioniger CBS 115572, 597 nucleotides. Its product is annotated as WD40 repeat domain-containing protein. Gene Ontology annotation, molecular function: protein binding. The record is from RefSeq and is a predicted model, not a curated record. Lineage: Eukaryota; Fungi; Ascomycota; Eurotiomycetes; Eurotiales; Aspergillaceae. The transcript has a single exon. Bases 1 to 597 code for a protein of 198 amino acids.
AUGGGAUUUAAAAGAUAUGUCUCACGAGAAGGGACGGUGCAAUUCUGGGAUCCGGACACAACGCAUCUGCGAUCUGGCAUGAGCAUCGGCUCUACCACGGUUGCCACAUCUCCCCCUGAUGGCAGGCUUCUAUUCGCAGUUUCAGAACAAGGUCGACUCCAAGUAUGGAAUCUCGCACGCCCCACCUUUCGUACGAGCUUUGAGGAUGCUGAUUUGGAGUACUGGGGAACUGACACUUGCGUGGCAUGGCUUCCGCAGACUGGCACUCAUGUGAUGGUCGCUUCAACGAAGGGGAUCCGGAUUUGGGAAGCCAGCACCGGAAAGUUGCAGAAGAAGUUCGAAUCAUCCGAAGACCAAUCCCUCCCUUUUAAACAAUUCUCGACCAAGAUGACAAUAUCUCCCCAUGGGAACUUGAUUCUCGCCUAUCACAGUUCAGCACUCAUUCUGGAAUGGAUCUCAGGUGCCUCGAUGGUGGGGAAUGACUUGGUUCAUAAGACGGGAUCUUUUCGUGCCCUGUCUCCAAAUGGUACAUUCAUGAUCACUGUGGAGCGGAACUCCCUGCUAGUUUGGGAUAUGAAAACUCAAGGGCUUCAUUGA